AUGGCGCAAAGCAUUGUACAUUUUUAUGCAAUAACUAAAGAAAAUGGGGUGGAGAGAAUAUUGGGAAACGAAUCAUUUUCUCCUAUGUGUGCUAAUGCUUUGGCCGGUGAUAGAUUAAUCACGUUGUAUAUGCUGGAUCGUGAGGAUGAAUGGUUCUUUGCUCGGAAUAACGAUUUCAUGGAUAGUGAUCCAGAUCUUGAAUUGGACUCGGAUGAUUGCUAUGAUGUGUGUGGACAUAACGAUGACUGUACUGAAUACUAUUUAGAAGAAGAUUCUAACUUCGAAUGUUCAUCUCAAUGCUCUUGUACUGAUUGCCGAGCAUUCCCAGAUGCUACGUUUUGA
This is a messenger RNA of Oldenlandia corymbosa var. corymbosa, 342 nucleotides long. Lineage: Eukaryota; Viridiplantae; Streptophyta; Magnoliopsida; Gentianales; Rubiaceae. The record is from the annotation of a GenBank genome assembly.